AUUUCAACCUUCACAGUCCCACAGUCAAAUUAUUGCGGUUUCAAGGUCGCCAUGGAUUAUUAUAGUUAUCAGCGGGUUCGCCGUUCGUAGUCAUUUAUUCUAAAAAUAGUCAAAAAAGCAUUUUAGACUCCUUUAGCUACCUCACGGAUAUAGUUAAGAGGUUUCGAAGGACCUAUAAACCGUCGCGUCACAUAUACUUAGUGUGAAGAAUGUUAAACCCUGAGAUGUUUCUUGACUUGGAUACAGAAAAUGAUGUUAUGCAAGACACAGUAGUCGCUUUCACUUCACGACACUUGACAGAAGCGAUUGAAGGGCAAGUGUUAUAUCGGGAAAAAUAUCACAAGGAAAAGAUUAAAACUUUAACAGUUGCUCUGGUUAUUUGCCUAAAUAUUGAUAUUGACCCUCCGGAUGUACAAAAAAUUCCACCUUUCUCUAGAGUAGAAGCAUGGGUCGACCCAACCGAUGCUAAUAGUCUACACGCCCUCGGGAAUAUCGGUAAAAAUCUUCAGGCCCAGUACGAACGAUGGCAACCUCGUGCCAGAUAUAAACAGUGCCUUGAUCCAACUUUAGAUGAUGUGAAAAAAUUGUGCCUUAGUUUAAGACGUAAUGCAAAAGACGAUAGGAUUCUAUUUCAUUAUAAUGGACAUGGUGUCCCUAGACCCACCGAGAAUGGAGAAAUAUGGGUUUUUAACACGAAAUUUACUAAAUAUAUACCAUUAUCAUUAUAUGAUCUACAAAGAUGGUUAGGUGCUCCAACUGUUUACGUACUAGAUUGUCAAAAUGCUGGAAGAAUAAUACACAUGUAUGAAGUUUUCUGUGAACGCCGAAAAGCUGAAUGCCCAAUCACUUGCACACUCCAUCACUCAACCCUCUUAGUGCAGUUUUGUUCUCCGAGCAGGACGGUUUGGUCGUCGAGCUUUCAUCGUUCUUCUGAACGACACCAUCAGCACAAACUUCUGGCAAGAGCGAAGUGUUCAAAUUUCUCUGCAUGGGACUCACAGGCAGCUGUAGUUGAACAAAGACAAAUGGAAUGCGAUGGAAAAACUGAUCAAUCAGAAACAUCUCAAUACAAUCAUCAAUCAUAUUCUGGAUCGAAUUGUCCAAAUAUUCCUAAUCAAGCCACAUUACCAUCAUCCUCUACUGUUCAUGUUGUCAGUAUGGAAAAUACAUUUAUGUUGGCUGCUUGUAGUAAAGAUGAAGAUUUACCACAGAAUCCAUAUCUUCCAGCAGAUUUAUUUACUGCUUGUUUAACUACACCGAUUCGUAUGGCACUUCGCUGGCAUUGGUUACGUCAUCAAGAAUAUUUUCCCGGUUAUUUAGAUGAAACUUUAUUAGAUCGUAUACCUGGUUCCCAUUCAAAUCGUAUGUCAUUACUUGGUGAAAUUAAUUGGAUAUUUACUGCUGUCACUGAUACAAUUGCAUGGUGUAGUUUUCCAUUGGAUAUAUUUCAAAAAUUAUUUCGUCAAGAUUUAUUAAUUGCUAGUUUAUUUAGAAAUUUCUUACUGGCUGAACGUAUUAUGAAAUAUUAUGGAUGUCAUCCAAUAUCCGCUCCAUUAUUAUUACCAACUUAUAAGCAUAAUAUGUGGGAUGCAUGGGAUCAUACCGUAGAUCGUGUAAUACAUUAUCUACCAAAAAUGUUAAAAAUCAUUGAAGGUGGUAGUUUGUACACUGAGAAAUUGCUGCCAAUCAUUAAUCCCAACUCAAAUACAGUUGUCAAUCAUAAUAAUAGUGGACUAUUAAUGAAAACAGUUAACAAUAAUUAUCAAAAUUCAAACACCAUUACUACUACUACUACUAAUAAUAAUAGUAGUAACAAUGGUAAUAAUAAUAGUAAUAAUCGUAUACCAGGACAACCUUGUCCAACUGGCAAUAUUCCAUUAGAUGUGUGCACAAAUCGUGAUCGACAUUUUUCUACACAACAACAAACUCAUGCAAUACAACAACAAUAUCAACGACAGGAGAUUCCUCAAGGAAUCCACACGGGGUUACUACCAUUAAAACAAGUCAAAGCAACUGUUCCUUCAGUUUGUGUAUAUCCACCAAAUAAAUCACAUAGUGAUAAUAAUAUUCCUAUUUCACAGCAAACAUUGACGAAUACAACGAAUCCUGACUUGAUUACGAAUUGUAAUGUUGCAUCAACCGUGACAUUAAGUACGGUGUGCAAUGUAACUGUGUCGUCGACAUUCGUGUCUAAAACAACAACAACAACAACAACAACAACGACAGCUAUUACAAAAUCGAAAGCAGUUGUUACGGCUGAUCCUUUUAAAAAUCACUCAACUAAUCAAAUGAUUGAUACUAAUGAAAACAAAUCUCAACUGAAUCAUGAUUGUCUUCAGUGUGACAAUAAUAAUCAUCGUACAGUCAAUGUACUACAGUGUGGAUUGCCUCUUGACUAUCUUGAAACUCAGCAUUAUCCAGUUACUGUUACUACCAUUACUACUAAUACUGUAACUACUGCUACUCUUAAUACAUCUAGUCGAACUUCUGAGUUAGUAUCAAAAUCGAAGGUAUUCAAACAGUUGAACUCGGAUUCAGUUGCUCCACCUCCAGGAUUUAAUAAUAGUAGUAAUAAUAAUGCUGAUAAGCUUCAGUCGCAACCAGUAACAACCAUGUUGGCGGAUUCAGAUCAUCAUCCUACUACUAAUACUAUUGUUGAAUUUAUCAGUAAUGAUACUAAUAAUAGUAAUAAGGAUUUGAAUGAUAGAAAAUCAACCUUUCAUAGAGUGAAAGAGAUAAAUCAAUUAGAAAUUGUUGAGAUUACUAAACAAAAUACUAAUGACGAAUCCCAUUUGACUAAUGAUGAUGAUAAUGAUAAUGAACCGAAAUUUCUCACUACUACUACUGCUACGAACAAUAACGAUUCUUCAUCAAUUGUUCAGCAUACCUUAACAAAAGAAAUAGAAAAGUCUAUUGAACAAGUGCAUGAUGAUCAAGUCUCAAAGACAACAGUACCAAGAAGUUUACAUCCGUCUUCUCAACAACAUCAAAGCACAUCAAAUCCUCAUCAUGAUCAUCAUCAUCAAAAAGAUUCAUCUAGUUUGAACAAUAAAGUUCAAUAUUCUGAACAUGAAGAUAAUCAGAAUAAUGAAAUUGUGUCAACCGGUUCUCAAAUGAAGCAAUCGAAUCAGAUAAAAUUAGAGAGUAAAACGAACUUUAAUUUGAAUAAUGCUAAUCAAGAAAAAAUCUGUCAUGAGAAUAGUGAUGACAACGAUGAUGAUGCUGAUGAUGACGAUGAUUCAACAGACAAUUCUGAAUCAGAUGAUGACGAUGAUGAUGACAUUGAUGUUGAUGAGGAAGAUGACGAUGAUGAUGAUGAUGAUGAGGAGGAGGAGGAGGAGGAGGAGGACGAGGACGACCAUGAUGGUGGUAAUGACAGUGAGGAAGAAGACAAUAGGGCGGAACAAUACAAGUGUAGUAAAACUACUUUAAAUGUUCCAAAUACCAUCGGUUCAACAACAAAAAUUAUGAACACAGCAGUUACAACGGUUACUACUACUAAUAGUACUAAUAGUACGAUUGAUAAUUGUUCUACUCAAUUACCUUUGCAUCCAACAGAAAAUUGUCAUGAAUCAAAUAAAGUUGAAAAUCAACCAUCCAUAGGAAUUACUGACAGUAAAAGUAACCUUAGUAGGGGUAUGAGUAACCGUAAAUUGAUGAAUAAAAAGCAUGAAACACAUCUUUCUCAUAGUAUAUCCUGUUCGGAAUUAUAUACACAUCCAAAUUAUAAUAAUCAACAUACAUCACAACCACAAAUUACACGUCAAAAACAACAACAACAACAACAACAGCAACAACGGCACCAUCACCAUCACCAACACCAACCUCAUUCAAAAUUAACUCAUGAACAAGUAAACAUAGAUACAAAUAAUGAGAAUAAUACUACUAAUUCAUGUCAACAGUUACCACCGGGAGUAGUAGUAGAAAAUAAACAGACAUCAGUAAAAUUGAAAAAUAAUAAUCAUGACACUAUGGUAACUACUGAAAAGGUAACUGAAUCUACUAAAUUGUUAAAUAUGACUUGUCAAGAUGUAGUACCAAGUGAAACUAAUGAUCAAACACAGAAAGAGUUGCAUGUUCAUGUACAACAACAAAAUAUAGAGGAUAAUGUAGUAGUUUCUGCAAUGAAAUGUAAAUUAAGAAAUGAUCCACCAUCAUUAGAGAAACAAACUGAAAAUUCUAAAAAUCCUGGAAACUCACGUAUUUUCACACCAGUGAAACCUCGUCAACCACCGAUGCAUACACAGUAUCCACAUGGUUAUGAAAAGUUAUACCUGUUACCGAAUAGUGGUGAUAUUCAGAAAGUGACUGGAGCUUGUCGGUAUCGAGUUAAUAACAAUCACUACGACAAUAAGUCAACAACAGUAAGCCAACAACUUGAAGGACCAAUAACAACAACUGCACUUCCAUCCACACAGACCAAACCUAUCAAACAGUAUUUAGACUCUAGAACUUGUACAAAAUUACUAAAUGCAAAUGAUAAUUCUAACAAUAGAGUUAUUCUACCGAAUAAUGUUAAUUAUCAAAAUGAACAAUACCUGUAUCCAAGUAAAUCUCUGUUGAAUAAUUAUUCCGACAAGUUAUUACCACCACCAUCGUCUAACCAACGAAAUAAUACAUCAUCAUCUACGUUACCACCAUUAUCUCACUGUCAACAGUCAUUAACUAAUCAACUAGUCAAUUCCACAGUGUCGACGGCUUCUACUACGGCUGCCACUACUACUACCACCACGACUACUACAGUUUUUUCUGGAUCAGUGAUAGGUGGGAGUGGUCCAUCGUCAUUUUUCACUAGUCAAAUGACUGCAUUCAAAAUCUGGUUACAAACAGCUGAUGAACGACGUCCUGUAGCUACACAAUUACCAAUUUUAUUACAGAUUUUACUAAGUCAAAGUCAUCGAAUACGUGCAAUGCAAUUACUUAGUGAAUUUCUUGAUUUAGGACCAUGGGCAGUAGCGCAUUGUUUAACUGUUGGAAUAUUUCCUUAUAUUGUUCGUUUAUUUCAUUCACCAGUUUCAGAAGUGAAACCAUAUUUAGUAUUUAUAUGGGGUAAAAUUAUUGCCAGUGCACAAACUGAAUUCGGUCGAAAUGAUUCAGUUCGUGAUUUCGGUUAUAAAUAUUUCAUUGCUUGCUUAAGUGAUACUGAAAAUCUUACUCCUCUUACUAGAACAAUCACAGCAUUUGCAUUGGCUAAAAUGUUAGAAAAAGAUGAAUCUGAAGAGCCUGAUCCAUUUUUUCAAGAUGUUUAUUUAAAACAAAAUUUUUUACCAAUUGUACAAACACAAUUAUUUGAUAAUACACCAACAGAUAAUGAAGAAAUGCUUAUACGUAUGAGAUUAUGGCUUAUACUUGCAUUAGCUAAAUUAUGGUGUAAAAAUGAUGAAGCACGAUGGUUUGGUAUACGACAUAAUUUACCAGAAGUUCUUUUGGCUUAUUUAAAUGAUAUUUCACCAGAAGUUCGAGCUGCAACAGUUUAUGCUCUUGGCAACCUCAUUGAAAAUCAAACUACUGAUUCAUCGAAACAAAAUCAUGCAGAUCAAAUAAGUCAUGAAAUUGGUGGUCAAUUAGUUAAAUAUUCAUCACGUGAUGCUUGUCCAUUAGUACGUUGUAUAGUUGUUGAAGCAUUUCGUGGUUUAAUUAAACAAUUCGAAUCACAAUUAUGCGCUAUUGGUAUACAAUAUAUACAAGAAAUAUAUCAUAAACAAUCUCAGUCAAAAUCACAUCAAAAUUAUACAAAAUUAUCAUCAUUACAUUCAAUAACAUCAUGUUCAACAAAAAGACCUAUGCGUCAUAGUACAAUAAGUAUAGUUACUCCACCAGGAGGUUCAGGGAACGGUGGAAGCGGAGGUCUACAUAUAUCUCGUCAAUUAGAGUUAACUUCAAAUCAUAUCAAUGUACAUGGUAGUUGGUUUUUAACAAAAUCAUCAAAUCGAGAAGUUGAUCCGCAACAUAAUUACAAUUAUAAAACUCAUUUAAUCAAUACACAAUCACAAGCUUCUCCAAUUUUACGCAAAUCUGUUUUCAAUCCUGGUUCAGUGUUUUUUAUUGGGAGUGUUAAUACACCUAGUACAAAUAUCUACGUUCAAUUUUGGCUUACAUUAGUUCAAUUAGCUCAAGAUCCUUAUCCAGAAGUUUCUCGUCUAGCUACAAUAUUAAUACAAUAUCUUUAUGGAAAGAUUCGUGAAAAGGCUGAAUUUCAGGCUAUUGGUUUCAAUUCACCAAAUAAUAAUGAUAAUAAUGACAAAUUUAUCACGAAUGAUGAUACAACUUUAAUCCCAUCAUUGAAUACAUCAUUAUCUGCAUUGAAUGCAUCAUUUACAAGUAGUAAUACAUCUACGGACAAUGUAUCCAGUACUAUAAAUGAGUUGAAUCGUGCAGCUGAUAACAUCAAUUCAUGUCGUUCAGAAAAUACUUUUGUUAAAGAAUCAAGUUCUAAUUCCAUUACACCAAUUACAACUACUUCUGGAUUACAAAUGACAACUACAAAUCCAUCUUCCAGUUCUCUUAUACAUUCUGCACAAUUCCCAGGUCGACGAUAUCAACAAACUGAUCAACGAUUACGUGUAUCUGUUACAAAUUCUCCACAAUUGCCUAAUACAAUAAUGUCAAAUAACACUGUAACAUGUGGAGUUCCGGCUACUACUACUACUGAUAAUAGCGGUAAUAAUGGUAAUUACCCGUCAUCACUAGAUACUGUACAUACACAGUUUUUUGCUUGGUCUUGUCGAUGGUUUACUCGUCCACUUUUAUCUAAAUAUGGACAAUUGAACAAUGGACAAUCAAAAAGUCAAACUACCUCAAAAAACUCCUUCGAUUAUGAACCAGUCUCAUUGGGUACAAUCUCUACUGAUCCAAAAGCAGUCGCUUAUACAGAUCGUGUAAAUCGUUUAAAGAAACAACGUAAAAUAUCUCAUCUUGGACGUUUACAAUGGGAACGUAUUGCUGGACAAAUUUCACAUUCAUUAGUUACAUCUACUAUAAAUGCUAAUACGACAACAACUACAAUUAAUCGAAAUAUUUCUGUUUGUAAUCCAACACCUAGUUAUAAUACUAAUAAUAACAUUAGUAGUAUUAUGAGUAGAAGUCGUAUUAGUCUUCGUAGUAAUGAUAGUGGUGAUAGUAAUAUAAAUGAUUCCUUAGAUGAUUGCUGUUUACAUCCUGUGGCUUUUUAUCAUCAUCCUCUUAAUCAUCAUAUUAAUAAUAGCAGUAAUGAUACUUUUUGUUCUAUAUCAAGUCAAGUGAAAUUUCAUCCAUAUCAACCACAUUUAGUCAUGAUUAAUUCUGAUCGUAAAGGUGUUGUAAUACAUUCAACAAAAAAUUUAAAACUUUUACAUUCAAUUAAUACAUUUAGUGCAAAAUCAUCAUUAUUCCCUGAGUUUCCUUCAACGAUAGAUGGGUAUUCACGUGUUGGAUGCGUCACUGAUAUCGAAUUUAUAAACGCAGAUGAAGAGGAAAGUUUGUUGUUAACUGCAACAGAUGAUGGUUACAUUCGUAUAUGGCGUAAUUAUACACACCAUCUUGGUCAAGAUCCUGAAAUCUUAACUGCUUGGAAUGGAAUCACAGAUUUAUAUCAAACUGAUUAUCCAGUUGGUGUUGUUGUUCAUUGGAGUCAACAUGCAAAUCAACUCAUGGUAUCCGGUGAUACACGUAUCAUACGUAUAUGGGAUUGUUUAUGUGAAUCAAAAUUAAGAGAUAUUAGUACAGGAUCAGAUACAUCAGUGACAUGUUUAACAAAAAGUAUUGAUAAUCAUUUAUUAGCUGCUGGAUUCAAUGAUGGUGGUAUACGUGUAUGGGAUGUACGUGUACCAUCUAUGAAUCAUAUUAGUUGUAAUAAUAUUGGUGGCAGUAGUAGUAGUAGUAAUGAUAAUCUUAUUUUCAAUAGUCAAGCUGAUACUGCUAGAAUUUUCAAAGUUGUUUUUUCAUCAACUAAUCGAUUAUAUGCUGUUGGUGCUAUGGGUGGAAUUGGUGCUUGGCAUUUAUCAUUUCCAAAUGAGAAUAAUAAUACUACUACCCCUACAACAACCACUUCAAAUACUUCACUUCUAACAACUUCAUUGAAUUCUAGUAAUAAUGGCAGUAGUACUCGUCAUGAUCAUAAUAAUCUCACAAAUCAUCCAUGUAGAUAUAUAUCCACAGUGAUUAGAUCAUCAACAAAUAAUAGUAUUAAUAAUUCUUCAACAACUCGACGAUUUCGACGUUUACCUUGUCCACCACGUUUAUCUUUACCAAUGAAUUCAUCGGUUAAUUGUGCUGAUUUAUUGGUUAAUUUAUCAUCACCACAUGCACAUCUAGCAUUAGCUGGUACUCGUGGUCAAUCAAGUAUUUCAUUACAUCGUAUUCAAGAUGGUAGUCUACAUUCUUCUAUCAAAAAUUUUAAUAAUACUACUACUAAUAACAAUACUUUCGGUCGUGAACAAUUUGGAACUCCUAUUUGUUGUGCGUUUCAUCCAAAUGAGCCAUUAAUUGCAGCCGGUUUCCAUGAUCGUACACUUGUUCUUUUAAAUGUUCAAAAUAAAUCUAUCAAUAAAGAAGUAUAAAACUAAUUGAUGAGUAUUUUAUCACACCAACACACACACACACACUUUGUAUAUGAUUAUAUCUCUUUCUCUUUCCAUUCUCUACGGACUAUUCAAUUAUACUAAUCAUUUUUAUGGUUUACCUACAUGUUUGUUUGUCACCUAAUAAACAGUAAUAGUUGUACAUGAAUUGGUUUCAGUUUGUACAGAGGUGUAGAGAAACCAUAGUUAUCGGUGUUUCUUUUGCUUAUCAUUGUGAAUAUCCCUGUGAUCAUUACUACUAUUAUUACUACAAUUUUUUUGUUUCACUUAUUAUCUAAUUAAACUGAUUACAUGAAUGAGAAUACUGUUCAUUGUUUAGGUAUCCACACACACACAUACACAAAGUGAGAGAGAGAGAGUGAGUAGGAGAUGAACUUGUUGUUACAGUAUUGUUCAUAAUUAUUGUAAUUUAUCAUUUCUCAUAUUUUGAUAAUGAUUUGUUCUAGAGUUGUUUCUCUCUCUCUAUAUAUAGCAAAACAACCCCAAAACUGUACUUGUAUUUGAAAAGGGAAACGAAAAAAGGAUAAGAUUUGUGUCACGGUAACAACAAGCCUUUUUUGGUGGUGGUAGUAGUAGUAGUAGUGGUGGUGGUGAUGAUGAUUACGAUGAUGGUGUAGUGGUAUUUGUAGUAGUGAUGAUGAUAAUGGGGUUGGUGGAGGUAGUAGCGAUAAUGUUGUGAAGGGUGUUCCCAUUGAAUUGAGUAGUUUUGUGUAACAUGUAAAAAAAUCUGUUAUUAUUUUUUAUUGAAGAUUUUAUUUUUCAUUAUAAUUUUUCAGUUUAUUCAUAUAAUUUUUAUUUCCUUUUUCAUUCAAUACAAUUAAAGAUAUUGUAACAGAUGUAAAGUUGUCAUAGCAACAAAACAAACCCUUUGUUUUGUAAAGAUAGAUUUCAGUGAUUGAGUUACCUGUGUAUACUACUUGAAGAGUAAUGUGUUAUUUCAUAUUGUUCUCUACAAGAUUGUCUAAUCAUGAUGAUGAAAGUGUAUGUGUGUGUGUUUGUAUGACAUAUGUACGUAUGUAUAGACACAAGUGUUCUUUUUUUGUUGCUGUUGUUUUAUAGUUAUACCCGGUCUUUCUGAUGAUAUUGCUUCUAUAUAUCUAUAUAUAUAUAUAUGCUUUGUUUUACAAUU
Molecule: messenger RNA, 9687 nt
Organism: Schistosoma rodhaini
Lineage: Eukaryota; Metazoa; Platyhelminthes; Trematoda; Strigeidida; Schistosomatidae
Source: the annotation of a GenBank genome assembly